Messenger RNA from Nanorana parkeri, 1989 nucleotides. RefSeq names its product acyl-CoA dehydrogenase family member 9 (gene ACAD9). Gene Ontology annotation, molecular function: acyl-CoA dehydrogenase activity; nucleic acid binding; flavin adenine dinucleotide binding. The record is from RefSeq and is a predicted model, not a curated record. The transcript is spliced from 18 exons. Bases 30 to 1904 code for a protein of 624 amino acids. NCBI's taxonomy places the organism in Eukaryota, Metazoa, Chordata, Amphibia, Anura, Dicroglossidae.
AGGAGUUCGGUGAGCGAGCUGACAUUGACAUGAGCGGAGUGCACAGACUUUGCGUCCGGUUUGGACGGAUAGCCCGGGUAUGGGGGGCCCCGGUACAGGUGCGGUCGGUCACACAACGGAGACUUUUCCACAGCGACCCCCGGCGUCUGGCCUACGCCAAACAACUGUUCCUGGGGGAGAUCAGCAAGGAAGAAGUGUUUCCAUACCCAGAGAUCAGCAAAGAUGAGUUGGAAGAAAUUAACCAGCUUGUAGGCCCAGUAGAGAAGUUCUUCAGUGAAGAAGUGGAUUCUAAAGCAAUUGAUCACAAUGCUAAAAUUCCACCGGAGACUUUGAAAGGGCUGAAGGACCUUGGCCUGUUUGGCAUGCAGAUUCCUGAAGAAUAUGGAGGACUUGGGUUAUCCAACACUAUGUAUGCUCGAUUGGGAGAGAUCACCUCAUUGGACGGUGCAAUCGCAGUGACUCUGGCUGCUCACCAGGCUAUAGGACUAAAGGGACUAUUGAUUGCUGGUAAUGAUGAGCAGAAAGCAAAAUACCUGCCUAAGCUGGCAUCCGGAGAACACAUUGCAGCUUUUUGCCUUACAGAGCCCGGAAGUGGAAGUGAUGCUGCUUCAAUCAAAUCUAAAGCCACUUUGAGUGCUGAUGGAAAGCACUAUAUUCUGAACGGUUCAAAGAUCUGGAUAUCCAAUGGAGGACUGGCGGAUAUAUUUACAGUUUUUGCAAGGACAGAUGUUGUUGAUAAAGAUGGCGUCACAAAGGACAAGAUAACCGCCUUCAUAGUGGAUCGGGCUUUUGGUGGUGUUACUCAUGGGAAACCAGAGGAUAAGCUGGGUAUCCGAGGAUCAAACACCUGUGAACUUUACUUUGAAAACACCAAGAUCCCCAUCGAAAACGUCAUUGGAGAGGUUGGCGGAGGCUUUAAGGUUGCCAUGAACAUUCUAAACAGUGGGAGAUUCAGCAUGGGUAGCGCUUCUGCUGGGUUGAUAAAGAAAUUAAUUGAGAUGACAGCAGAGUAUGCAUGCACAAGGAAACAGUUCAACAAGAAGCUGAGCGACUUUGAAUUAAUUCAGGAGAAAUUUGCUCUCAUGGCUCAGAAUGCCUACGUUAUGGAAAGCAUGGCUUACCUCACUUCUGGCAUGAUGGACCGGCCAGGGUUACCAGAUUGCUCUGUUGAAGCUGCUAUGGUUAAGGUGUUCAGCUCUGAAGGGGCCUGGCAAUGUGUCAGCGAAGCCUUGCAGAUCCUCGGAGGAUUGGGUUAUAUGAAAGAUUAUCCAUACGAGCGUUAUCUUCGAGACAGUCGUAUUCUUCUUAUCUUUGAGGGAACAAAUGAAAUUCUGCGGAUGUACAUUGCCCUUACAGGGAUGCAACAUGCAGGGAAAAUAUUGACCGGUAAAAUAAAGGAACUGAAGAAAGGUGGUGUUGGUAUUGCUUUAGGGAUAAUCAACAAGAAGUUACGGGACAGCAUCGGAAUGAAUGUAAAUUUGGGCUUAACAGGAAAAGACGGAGUUGUUCACCCAAGUCUGCAAGACAGUGCAAAGAACCUGGAGGAGAACGUACACAACUUUGGCAAUACUGUGGAAAGUUUGUUGUACAGGUUUGGCAAGACAAUUGUGGAUGAGCAGCUUGUACUAAAGAGAGUGGCAGAUAUUCUUAUUAAUCUGUACGCCAUGACAGCUGUGAUAUCUAGAGCAAGUCGCUCCAUCAGCAUCGGCCUGCGCAAUCAUGAUCAUGAGGUGCUGAUUACAAACCUGUUCUGCACAGAGGCAUGCUUCAAGAACAACUACAUGAUGGCCCAGCUGGGAAAAAACUUUCCUGAAAACCAGGAUGACAGCAUUCGCAAGAUCGCAAAGCAUGUCCUGGAGAACCGCGCUUACACGUGUUCACACCCCCUGGAAAGAACAUUCUGAAAUCCAAGCCGCAACUAGAAUCCGGUUCUAAAAUGUGAUUGUACCCAUAACUUUACUAUGGUUGUUAAUACGUUCAGCUACAUUU